UGGUGGGAAUGCUGUAUGUAUGGGAUCACCUUAGGGGAAAGAUGUGGAUGUGUGGUGGGAAUGCUCAUCUCGACCCUCCUCUCCAAAUGGAGAGGUUGUUGUUGUUGUUAUCUGGGUGAGACUGUUUUAUCCCUUUCAUUAGUAUCCCUGCAGUAGCAAUCCUGUCCAACUCUUCUCCCUGAAAAGAGUAGGACCUCGCCAUACUCGUAGCAUUCCUUGAAAACCAAUUAAGCUUAUGGUCACGUUCCAAAGCCACUCCAGAUUUGUUUUGUGUUAAUACCUAGCAUUGAAGUUUCAGUUUGGGGAAAAUCGGAUGAAUAACCUCACCUACUCUCUCCAGACCCACAUUACCUGGAUGAAUAACCUCACCUACUCUCUCCAGACCCACAUUACCUGGAUGAAUAACCUCACCUACUCUCUCCAGACCCACAUUACCUGGAUGAAUAACCUCACCUACUCUCUCCAGACCCACAUUACCUGGAUGAAUAACCUCACCUACUCUCUCCAGACCCACAUUACCUGGAUGAAUAACCUCACCUACUCUCUCCAGACCCACAUUACCUGGAUGAAUAACCUCACCUACUCUCUCCAGACCCACAUUACCUGGAUGAAUAACCUCACCUACUCUCUCCAGACCCACAUUACCUGGAUGAAUAACCUCACCUACUCUCUCCAGACCCACAUUACCUGGAUGAAUAACCUCACCUACUCUCUCCAGACCCACAUUACCUGGAUGAAUAACCUCACCUACUCUCUCCAGACCCACAUUACCUGGAUGAAUAACCUCACCUACUCUCUCCAGACCCACAUUACCUGGAUGAAUAACCUCACCUACUCUCUCCAGACCCACAUUACCUGGAUGAAUAACCUCACCUACUCUCUCCAGACCCACAUUACCUGGAUGAAUAACCUCACCUACUCUCUCCAGACCCACAUUACCUGGAUGAAUAACCUCACCUACUCUCUCCAGACCCACAUUACCUGGAUGAAUAACCUCACCUACUCUCUCCAGACCCACAUUACCUGGAUGAAUAACCUCACCUACUCUCUCCAGACCCACAUUACCUUGACAAUGAAAGUUUUUUUUGCCCAGUUAUCUCUAGACGUCCCAGAAUUUGAAGGCAGUGGGCUAAAAGACACGAAAUUUGGCACUUGGUUAUGUCCUAGCCGCCCGGGUACUAGCGUUGGGAUCUUGCAAACCAGUGUGUCGUGCUUCUUCCUGACUCCUCUGACAAUACGACAGGGCACAUUCCUAAGGAAAUGGGUAAGCUCGCUAACACUCUGCGACCGAGUGAUGACGAACCUCUGAACUAAACUAAGGAAAUGGUUUAAUAAUAAUGACAAAUUCGGGACCUGUGUUUGGAAGAAGAUAAAAGAAAAAUACCCGUUGGGUGUUCUUUAUUUUGUGGCUCCUGUUUUAGUUGGUAUUUGUUUGUGUUGUUUUGGAAAAUGGGCAGUUAAUGAAGCUAUACCAGGAUUAAUGGUAUUGUCUGUCCCGUGUCCCGUGUGGCUCAGUUGGUAGAGCACGGUGUUUGCAAAUGCCAGGGUUGUGGGUUCGAUUCCCACACGGGGACCAGUACGGGACCAGUACGGAGGAAAAACAUGUAUGAAAUGUAUGCAUUCACUACUGUAAGUCGCUCUGGAUAAGAGCGUCUGCUAAAAUGACUAAAAUGUAUAUGAUGAUUAUAACUAUGGCACUGAUGACGGUCCUCAUUAUGAUCCUCCCGUGUUUCCCUGACGGUUCUGAUGACGGUCCUCAUUAUUAUCCUCCCGUGUUUCCCCCGACGGUUCUGAUGACGGUCCUCAUUAUGAUCCUCCCGUUUUCCCCCGACGGUUCUGAUGACGGUCCUCAUUAUGAUCCUCCCGUGUUUCCCCCGACGGUUCUGAUGACGGCCCUCAUUAUGAUCCUCCCGUGUUUCCCCCGACGGUUCUGAUGACGGCCCUCAUUAUGAUCCUCCCGUGUUUCCCCCGAUGGUUCUGAUGACGGUCCUCAUUAUGAUCCUCCCGUGUUUCCCCCGACGGUUCUGGUGAUUAUUAUUCUACCUAUGUGGGAAGGUUUUAAAACUCCAGAAAUCCAACGGUAAAUUCUGAUACGUUUGUGGGACGAGGUAGUCUCAAAAGCGAGGAAUGUAAGGGGUGAUAAGGGAGGUCUGUAGGAAACCACGUCAUCACUGCCAUAUAACGCCUUCCCUGCGACUCAGUUGGUAGAGCAUGGUGUUUGCAACGCCAGAAUGGUGUGUGCAACGCCAGAGUUGUGGGUUCGAUUCCCAUUGGGGGCCAGUACAAAAAAAAAAAAUGCAUGAAAUGAAAAUGAAAUGUAUGUAUUCACUACUGUAAGUCGCUCUGGAUAAGAGUGUCUGCUAAAUGACUAAAAUGUACAAAAUGUACAACUACAAUGUAUGAAGGUGCCUUGCUGUGUGUCACGUACUUUCAGGGUAAAGAUGGUCUGAGAAAACGGUCUCGCAUUUUGAACGAGACACACAGGAAGUUACUAACUCACAGGAAGUUACUGACACACCGCAAUGGUAAUCCACGGCUGCAACGAUUUCUGCUCAUGUUAUACAUUCAUGUACCAGUGUCCAUAGGUGUGUGAUCAACAGGUAUAAAAGGCCAGUGUUUGGGUUUGAUCCCACGCAGAACUUUCCUUAUAGGUUACUGAGGUACUUUUGUAUGUGAACUUCUGUCUGCAAUUGCAUUUAUAACUAAACGAAGAGUUUAAAACCGAA
Molecule: messenger RNA, 2726 nt
Organism: Salmo salar (Atlantic salmon)
Lineage: Eukaryota; Metazoa; Chordata; Actinopteri; Salmoniformes; Salmonidae
Source: RefSeq, a predicted model, not a curated record